Molecule: messenger RNA, 2717 nt
Organism: Chelonia mydas (Green sea turtle)
Lineage: Eukaryota; Metazoa; Chordata; Testudines; Cheloniidae
Gene: DBR1
Product: debranching RNA lariats 1
Exons: 8
Coding region: 311-1921 (536 amino acids)
Biological process (GO): mRNA splicing, via spliceosome
Cellular component (GO): nucleus
Molecular function (GO): RNA lariat debranching enzyme activity
Source: RefSeq, a predicted model, not a curated record
UACACGCAACGGACACAUACACAUAGUGGCCAUUCAAGUGAGCGCACACUCCCAAACCCAAGAGCAUGCAACUCGCGCGCACAGCAUGCACGUGACCAGGCACGCACACAGCCCGGAUUUUGCGCCAAGCCCACGGCGGCAAGUGCACGCACAGACGCGCGAGCACGCUCCGAUUGUGGCCCGGGAGCGCGCGGGCCGCAGCUCAUCCACAGCCGGGCGUGGGGAGAGGGCUGAUGCGCAGGCGCACUCGGACGGGAUCUGGCGAGCGCUCGGGGGAUGGUGACGCAUUAAGCAGGCGCCGCGCGGCGGGAUGAAGGUGGCGGUGGCCGGCUGCUGCCAUGGCGAGCUGGACAAGCUCUACGAGACGUUGGAGCUGCUGCAGCGGCGCCACAACGUGCGUAUCGACCUGCUGCUGUGCUGCGGCGACUUCCAGGCCGUGCGCAACGAGGCGGACCUACGCUGCAUGGCCGUGUCGGCCAAGUACCGCCACAUGCAGACCUUCUACCGGUAUUAUUCAGGAGAGAAGAAGGCUCCUGUUCUCACAAUCUUUAUCGGGGGUAAUCAUGAAGCCUCAAAUCACUUGCAGGAAUUGCCAUAUGGAGGAUGGGUGGCACCAAACAUAUAUUACCUUGGUUAUGCAGGAGUAGUAAAAUAUCGUGGUGUAAGAAUUGGUGGAAUUUCUGGCAUUUUCAAAUCUCAUGAUUACAAAAAAGGUCAUUUUGAGUGUCCUCCAUACAAUCAGCAGACCGUAAGAAGUGCGUACCAUGUGAGGAAUAUUGAAGUCUUCAAACUCAAACAGCUAAAGCAUCCUAUGGAUAUAUUUAUGUCACAUGAUUGGCCAAGAAGUAUAUAUCACUAUGGAAACAAGAAACAGCUUCUUAAAAUGAAAUCUUUCUUCCGCCAAGAAGUGGAAAACAAUACAUUGGGAAGCCCUGCUGCUUCAGAGCUUCUGCAGCACUUUCAACCCACGUAUUGGUUCUCAGCACAUCUUCAUGUAAAAUUUGCAGCUUUAAUGCAACACCAGACAAACAUUGAAGGACAGCUGCCAAAAGCAACAAAAUUUUUGGCUCUGGAUAAAUGUCUGCCACACAGAGACUUCCUGCAGGUAAUAGAUAUAGACCAUGACCCCAACGCAUCUGAUUCUCUGGAAUAUGACAUUGAAUGGCUUGCUGUUCUCAAGGCUACUAACAAUCUUAUUAAUGUGACUUCAAACACAUGGAACAUGCCUGAAAACAAUGGCCUCCAUGCAAAGUGGGAUUACAGUGCAACAGAAGGAGCCCUCAAAGAGAUAUUGGAAGAGCUGAGCCAUAACCUCAAAAUUCCUUGCAACUUCAGUAUGACAGCUGCUUGCUAUGACCCCAACAAACCGCAGAAAAAUAUGGAACCAGUUCAUAUAAUCAAUCCGCAGACCACUGAGUUUUGUGCCCAGUUUGGUCUCACCGAUAUUAAUGACAGGAUUCAGCAAGUGAAAGAAGAGCGCUCAGUUCGGGGAGAAUAUGAGGAGGAGGAGGAAAUGGACAGUACUGAGUCAGCAGAGGAGCCCAGUGAAUAUUAUACAGAUAAUUCUGGGCUGUCUUUGUCUAUUAACCCAGAUGAAAUAAUGCUGGAUGAAGAGGGUGGCGAUGAAGAUCAAAGUACCUGUUCUGUGGAUCCUUCACCUGAUCAUCCUCCUGACUUUUCAGCAAGUUUUUCUGACACCAGGAUCAUGCCAGAUUCCAUGAUGGUAUCCUCUGAUGAUGCUAUGGACUCCACCAAUGAAGACCUGGAGAAAUCUGGUGUGAGUGAGCAGACUGAAGAGAGGAGCUUAAAUGAAAGAGCUUUAAAGCGGAUUGGUAAAAAUGAGAACGGAAACAGUGCCAUGAAGAAAAUUAAAAGACGGAAUCAGGCUAUCUAUGCCACAGAGGAUGAAGAUAAAGUAUAAUGAAAAUGCAUUAAUGUCCCAGAGGUUUUAUUAACUGCUGUAACUAGCUACCUUUUUUGGUGUGUUGGGGUAAUGGUGAGAGCUUUUAAAAUUCAGUAUUUGAAGUGAUAAGUACCACUUUAUGCUACAUACUACAGUAUGCAACAAAACUUCUAAUGGAGCAGAAUACCUGUUUAGUAGUAGUCUUCUUGCUCAGUCCUUUUCAACUAAGUGUGUUGUAGAAAGAUUUCAAGUUUGUGUAUAAUCAGUUGGUACUGCUUCAGCUUUUGAUAAUUCAUUUUAUUUACAUUCUGCUUUGCCUCCAUACAAUAUCUGUAAUUCUUAGUUAACCAAAGGAGAAUUUCUUUAAAUUGUAGUUAGUUUUGGAGGGAGAGGAUCUUUGCAUUGCCUUUAAUGCUUUCUUGCAGCUAAAGGCAAAACUUAGUACAGAAUAGUUAAUGCAGUAAUUCUCUGCAGUGUGGUUAAAAGCAGUACUCCCAAGAUAAAAAGAGCAGUAAGAGAAGAUGAUCAUGAUUUUUAUUUCUCUGGAGUUAACUGUUUCUGCAGUGGAAAAUCUUGGCAGUUGGUGUCUUUAAAAAUAUUAAUAUGUAUUAUAUGCAUUGUCUAAUACUGGUUUUUAAAUUUUAGUUCUGAUAUAUACAGAAAAAUCUCACAUUGUAAACAUAAAUUAUGACUGAGGUGGUUACACUAAACCUUUGAAGGCGAGUGCAUUUGUUUUCAAUAUCAAUUAUCAUGUAUUUCUCUCCCAAAAGUUCAGAACAGUAUUUCAAAAUUAAAAUACUAAUGGAAGCUAAAA